AUGGCUCCCCUGAUCCGCACCAUCGACACCGAGUCAUCCAGACAAGCUUACUUCGCCGCUGCUACAUCAACGACCGCUCAAGAAGUUAUACACAUCUCAGGCCAACCGGGAACGAACGCCAAUGGCUCUGUUCCCAGCGACUAUGAAUCACAGAUCCAACUUGCCCUGUUAAACCUCCACAAGAUCAUGCUCGUUGCUGGAUGCAACAUACCUGAUAUCCUGUCUCUAAGGUUUUAUAUUGUGGACUAUAACCCAGAGCGUCGACUGCAUACCGCGCAUAUCCAAAAGUUCUUGGGGACGCAUCGUCCGGCUAUGACAUUGGUCCCGGUGCCUAAGCUCGCGGGCAAGGUUUGGUUGUUUGAAAUUGAGGCCGUGGUUGCGAAGAGGGCUUCUCCAACAACAACAUCGAUUCCAAAGGCUCUGAGUGCACCGACUGAGGAAGUCGACGUCGUAAUAAUUGGAGCUGGUUUGGCGGGCCUUACAGCAGCGGCGGACAUCAUCAAAGCUGGAUUGUCCUGCGUCGUCCUCGAAGCGAGAAAUCGUGUAGGCGGUCGAACCUGGACGACGACUCUCAAAGAUGGUGGCAACACCGAUCUUGGAGCUGCGUGGAUUAAUGAUACGAACCAGAGUCGGAUGAUUGAGCUGGCUCGAAGAUUUGGAUUGGAGUUGAUUGAGCAGAAUACGAGUGGGAAAUGUGUUCUUCAGACUGAAGAUGGGUCGAUAGAGCAUUUCCCUUAUGGAGAGCUGCCGCCGUUUGAGGAAAUCAUCAAGACGAACGUAGCUUUCAUCCGAGACCAAUCCGAAGCCGACUGCCAAAAUGUCGACUGCGCAUAUCCGCGUGACGUGGACCUCGACAGCAUGACCUUCGCCGCAUAUUUGCAGACGAAGGGCGCGACACCUGAUGCAUUGAGGACGGCCUCGGUAUGGACGAGAGCGAUGCUCGGCCAUGAGCCCGAAGAUAUCUCGGCUCUCUUCUUCCUCAACUACUGCAAAUCUGGUGGAGGCUUGUUACAAAUGCGUUCAGACCGCAAGGGUGGCGGGCAGCACCUCAGGAUAAGACAAGGCACAUCAGCCUUUGCUGAAGGACUGACGAAGAGCCUUCCCCCGUCGACAGUCCGCUUCUCGAGCGCUGUGUCGGCCAUUCAUCAGACCGGACCGAACGAGACCCAAGUUCACACGACCAACGGCACGGCGCUCAAAGCGCGCAAAGUGAUCUCGGCCGUACCUCCUCCAGUCCUGAAAAAGAUCGACCUCCAGCCACCAUUGCCCCUGGCGAAGCAACUCCUCGUGGAUUCGUACCGCUAUGGCUUCUACCAAAAGGUGAUGGUCGUGUUUAAAUCCGCCUUCUGGGUGAAGAAAGACUUCUGCGGCCUCAUCCAGUCGUUCAAAGGCCCGGCUGCUGUCAUUCGUGACACGAGUAGUCCCGCUGAUGACAAGCAUAUCCUCACCUGCUUCAUGGCGGGCAAGUAUGCACAAGAGUGGUCCCAAAAGGAGCGCUCUGAGCACGAGGCGAUUCUACUUCAGCAGAUUGUUGACGUGUACUCCGCGCCGGAAGCAAAGACUGAGCUCGUGGAGUUCGUGACCCUGCCAUGGAGCGAUGAGGAGUUUUCGGGAUAUGGAUGUCCUUCGCCUGCGCUGCCACCAGGCGUGCUCGAUACGGCGGGACACGCUAUUCGGGAUCCUUUUCAGAAUCUGCAUUUUGCUGGCACGGAGACUGCGGAAGAGUGGAAGGGUUAUAUGGAAGGUGCGGUGAGGAGUGGUGAGAGAAGUGCCCGCGAAGUUGUCGAGGGUCUUUCGAGAGUUGUAGCCAAACUUUAG
Molecule: messenger RNA, 1818 nt
Organism: Zasmidium cellare ATCC 36951
Lineage: Eukaryota; Fungi; Ascomycota; Dothideomycetes; Mycosphaerellales; Mycosphaerellaceae
Exons: 2
Coding region: 1-1818 (605 amino acids)
Molecular function (GO): oxidoreductase activity
Source: RefSeq, a predicted model, not a curated record